Molecule: messenger RNA, 2724 nt
Organism: Ambispora gerdemannii
Lineage: Eukaryota; Fungi; Glomeromycota; Glomeromycetes; Archaeosporales; Ambisporaceae
Source: the annotation of a GenBank genome assembly
AUGAACCUAAUAAAAAACAUAGGAAAACUAAUUUGGGGCAAUCCCGAUAAUCCUGAACUCUUUCAAAUUGGCGGUGGUCAACUAAUUCGCAUUAGACCCGAUAAUUCCAAAGUCGCUCGAGAAUGCAUGUAUGCACGAAAGAAUAAAGAUAGCUUAGCACACUUACAAGCCUCUCAUUAUACUAUUUUCACAAAAAUUAGAUAUAGGGAUUCUCAAGCAACUAUACGUCGAACACCACAAGAAUGGCAAUACCAUCUUUAUUUAUCAUAUCCAAAGAAUUCUUUAAUAUUAACAAUAAAAUCCUUCAUAGUAGAAGACAUUGAAAAAUCAUUUCUAAUUGAUGAAUCGUUGGAAUUUCGUAAAGGUGAAACUGAAGGAUUCAAAACUUUUAUAUGGAAGAAUCUUGGCGAGGACGCCUUGGAAAACUCGAUUGAUUUAUUUGAAUUCGUUUGUGAUUUGAGAGUGUCCGAGCAUACUGUGAAAACGUUUGAGUUUACUAUGUAUCAUUGUAUGUACGAGCGGAAACAUAGAAAGUCUCACGACAAUGCCAGUGAUCAGGACAUUCAAAGUUUUAUCUAUGUACCGAAACGCGUGAAUGAGCGUCCAUCCACUCCUACACGUACUUCAGUUCACGCACGAUCCCCUGACGCAUUUUCGGUUACUACACCUCUUAUAAUAUCAAGUUCUUCCUCACGAUCAACACCGACGCGUCAAAUAGGAAAAUCAGAAUUGCCUGAUUCAUAUUCGAAUCUCGAUACGUUAGUGAGCAUUGAGGCUGCCUUAUACCUAUUUGAUGCUGCCACAUCGACUUUCGUUGAGUAUGCACCUAAAGUAACAGCCACGCUACUCCAGGGCAACAAUUUCCAAUACUGGCUGAAUAUCUUUGACGAUGAAGUUAAUUAUGUCGGACAAAAACUUCAGCCAAAUAUGAAUCCGGUUUUUAGUACUGAAAAUUGGUGUUUAAUCUGGUGUCAUUACGAUGAAGGAGGAGAGAUAUACUCUUGGUCCCUUCGCUUUGACAGCCUCGAGGAGACGAAAAAUUUUAGAGCAGUAUUUGCGCGAGCCAUGUUUGAAGCACUAAAUGAGAUUAAAUUUUCUUCCAUUAGAAAAGAGGAUCAAGAAUACGUAAUUAGUACAUAUGAUGAUGAUGUGGAGAUGCCAGACGUGAUUCGGGAAGAUUCAGAUGACGAUGAUUCAAACUCUGAGGAUGAAUCAGAUCGAAAUAACAAGGAUGAUAGGCGAGAUGCGGAUUCUGAUAAUGAAAAGAAUAGUCACCUUGCUGUUGGAUAUAAACAUAAUAGAUCAUUUGUUGUGAAGGGUCACAAUAUUGGCGUUUUCAGACAUACAGAUGAUGAUAAUAUUGAGCAUAUAAGUUCAAUAAAGAACAUUGCGGAUUCUUCUGGGAAAACAUUUAGUCCUAAAAAGGUGAUGUUACAUGAGGAAGACUCAUCGUUACUUCUAAUGAAUGACCAAAAUGAGCACAGUCUCUACAAAAUGGACUUGGAAUAUGGAAAAAUAGUCGAGGAAUGGAAUGUGCACGAUGUCAUUCCAUGCACAAACAUCGUCCCUGAGAAGAAAUUUGCACAAAUGACAGGAGAAAAAACUGUCAUCGGAAUAUCGCACAAUUCCAUAUUUCGAAUUGACCCUCGUGUCAACUCGAAAUAUAAACUGGUCGAUUCUAGUCGCAAACAGUACGUGACAAAGAAUAAUUUCUCAUGUGCUGCAACCGACGAAAAGGGACACAUUGCACUAGGAAAUGAAAAGGGUGAAGUUAAAUUAUAUGACACUCUUGGAAAAAAUGCAAAGACGAAUUUAACGGGCUUGGGAGACCCGAUUAUUGGAGUUGAUGUGACUUCAGAUGGAAAAUAUGUUGUGGCCACUUGUCGAACUUAUCUCCUCCUUAUCAAUACGCAAAUUGCAGGAGAAGACAGGACUGGAUUCGAAAAGAGCUUUGCAAAGGAUUCGAAGCCCAAGGGGAUAAAAUUGCAUUUAAGACCUGAACACAUAAAAAUGAUGCAAGUGGAUGUUUGUUUCACUCCUGCUCGAUUCAAUAUGGGAACUUCUGCAAAUUCGAAAGAGAAAUCAAUUGUCACCAGUACUGGUCCAUAUGUAAUCACUUGGAGUUUCCUAAGUCUCAAAAGAGGAAAAUUGUACGACUAUCACAUAAAACGUUACGUGGACGAUGUUGUUGCUGAUAACUUCAAAUACGGAGAAGAUAAAUCUAUAGUUGUUGCUUUACCAAAGCAUGUGUUACUCACAAAGAAAAUAGAAGACCGAGAUGAUGCUGUGGAGGAAGAGGAAACCGGAGUGGUUGAGGAAGCCGAAGUUCAGGUUACCUCUGACGCUCCCGCUAAGGGAGUAAUGAGUGUUGAAGACGCCCUCCAGGAUGUCUUAAAACGUGCGCUUGUAGUUGAUGGUUUGGCCCGUGGGUUAAGAGAAUGCGCCAAAGCUUUGGACAGGCGCCAAGCUCAUUUGUGUGUCUUAGUCGAAACAUGCACCGAAAAAGAAUACCUGAAAUUAGUAGAAGCACUUUGCUCUGAACAUAAUAUAAGCCUUAUCAAGAUAUCAGAUGCGAAGAAAUUAGGUGAAUGGGCGGGUCUUUGUAAAAUUGAUCGUGAAGGAAAUCCUCGAAAAGUGGUCGCUUGCUCUUGCGUAGUUGUUAAAGAUUUUGGUGAAGAUUCUGAAGCUAGGAACGUGCUUUUAGAUUAUUUCAAACAACGUUAA